AUGCCGAAAUGGCGAAAGUGGGCAAUCGUUAUUAUCGAGUCCUCAAUGGCGUUGGCUGUGACAUGUGGUUCAAGCAUCUAUACCCUGACGUACGAUCAUCUUCAGCCUGAGCUGCAUGUCUCGAGAGAGGUGGCGACACUUGGUUUGACUCUUUACACUCUGGCGAUAGGAUUCGGUCCACUGUUCGUCGCUCCUCUUUCUGAAUUCUUUGGCAGAAAGCCUAUCUGCCUGGUAUCUCUGAUAAUGUACAUCGUAUGGAACAUUCCUUGCGCUGUGGCGCCGAACAUUGCCACAGAGCUUGUUGGACGGUGGUUCUCCGGUAUGGCGGGCUCUGCGUUUCUCACAGUCUCGGGGGGCGUUGUCGGAGAUCUAUUUGCGCCUCGUGAUCUCGGUCCGCCAAUGCUCAUCUACACAUUGAUGUCGUUCCUAGGUCCUGACAUCGGCCCAAUCCUGGGUGGCUUCAUCGACCAGUACUACCAUUGGCGAUGGGUCUUCUGGGUACUCAUGAUCUGGUCAGGCACCAUCUUGGCCCUAUUCGUAUUCAUCCCCGAGACCUACGCCCCGAAGAUACUCGAGAUGGAACAAAGAGCGGCGCAGAAAGGGAGUGACACCCAAGAGGAUACUCGAAAGCAGAAGAGCAUAUUUUCUAGCAUUUUGACAAGCUGCUACCGCCCUUUUCAACUGCUCACGCUGGAGUACAUGGUCCUCUGUCUAAGCCUUCUGACAGCCGUUCUCCUCGGUGUCCAGUACCUACUGUUCGGCGCCUUCGGCUACGCAUUCACAAAAGUCUACGCAUUCAAACCGUCUGGAGUCGGUCUAUCCUUCUUGGGCAUUGGAGUCGGAGCCAUACUCGGUGCUAUUGCCUUCCCAUUCUGGUUUCGACUGUCAAGGAUCAAGACUGCGAGGAACAACGGCAUUGCUGAGCCAGAAUUCAACCUCUUUAGCGUAGCGUUCGGAGCUCCUUUACUUCCCAUCUCGUUGUUCUGGUUUGGGUGGACUUGCAGAGAGGACAUCCACUGGAUCGUGCCGAUCAUAGCAAGUGCUCUAUUUGGAGUUGGUGGUGUCUGUAUCUUCAUGGGCGUCUGGUCGUUCCUCGUCGAAUCUUACCCGCUUUACGCAGCUUCAGCCCUCGGCGCGAAUGCAUUCACCAGACUCGUCUUUGCCGGGUCUUUCCCACUUUUUGGGGUGCAAAUGUUUGAAAAUCUAGGCAUUGGCUGGGCGAGUACGCUCCUUGGAUUCGUAGCUCUGGCUUGUGUUCCGUUUCCAUUCUGCUUCAUCCGAUACGGAAAGGCCAUCAGGGAACGAUCGUCGUUCACAAAAGGCGGCUAA
Messenger RNA from Zasmidium cellare ATCC 36951, 1329 nucleotides. RefSeq lists its product as uncharacterized. Gene Ontology annotation, cellular component: membrane. NCBI's taxonomy places the organism in Eukaryota, Fungi, Ascomycota, Dothideomycetes, Mycosphaerellales, Mycosphaerellaceae. Gene Ontology annotation, molecular function: transmembrane transporter activity. Gene Ontology annotation, biological process: transmembrane transport. The record is from RefSeq and is a predicted model, not a curated record. The transcript is spliced from 10 exons. Bases 1 to 1329 code for a protein of 442 amino acids.